Messenger RNA from Carya illinoinensis, 1132 nucleotides. RefSeq lists its product as uncharacterized. NCBI's taxonomy places the organism in Eukaryota, Viridiplantae, Streptophyta, Magnoliopsida, Fagales, Juglandaceae. Gene Ontology annotation, biological process: regulation of DNA-templated transcription. Bases 38 to 910 code for a protein of 290 amino acids. The transcript is spliced from 5 exons. Gene Ontology annotation, molecular function: DNA binding; DNA-binding transcription factor activity. The record is from RefSeq and is a predicted model, not a curated record.
UUUUUCUGACUUGAUCCCAUCAAGCUAGCGAUCGAAGAUGAAUAUUGGAUCAAUGCACUCAGAUGAGGAUGACUUCUACCUUCCCCUCUGGCCGACUUCCUCUACUACUUUAUCAGCUCCUUCGUUUACUUCUCAGUCUGGCAACUCUGGUACCAUAGGGCUCUUUAAUGAUCAAUUGAUUACAGCUGACUCAAGCUUCCAAACCCUAGACGUUCCAUCUCUACCAAUGCAUUCGCAAUAUCAUACUACUGCCGAGGUUCAUAAUGCAGAGGAUUUUAAUUUUCUCAGAAACGUUUCUGAAUUAGAUCCUCAACUUAUGAUGCCUGAAUUAUCCGACGAGUACCCAUCUUUAUGGCCUGAAGUUCCACCGACACUUCGCCAAUAUUACGUACAGGAAAUGCCAAACGAAAAUCCCCAAGAAAUCCGGCCUGACUUUUCGUUUUCAACUUAUACAUUUCCGGAGGAAAAUGUUGAGGGUUGGAUGGGUACUGAAGAUCAAAAUAUUAAUAAUGGAGCUACAAAUUAUUGUCUCAGCAAUAUUCUUGAAGGGAACCCAGCUAGUUCCUAUAAUGGUAUUAGCGCAUCAGAGAAUCAUGCUGCAGGCAGUAGUAAUCAAACUGGCAAAACAUCAGUACAGCUUCCUGAUAAUCAUAUUCAUGUCGAUCGUCGUAGGGGAUUCCGUAAGAAGCCCAAGCGCUCACUUGGUGAGAGAGGCUCAAUCUACCGUGGAGUUAGUAGAUACACUGGACGUUUUGAAGCAUUUCUGUGGGAUAACACUAACCCAGGAGAAAAACCAAAGACAGUUUAUGUUGGUGGUUUUGAUAACGAAAAGGAAGCGGCUAGGGCUUAUGAUUUGGCUGCUAUCAAGUUAUGGGGCGAGGCUGCACCAACAAAUUUUUCUGUAUGUUGAUCAUGAUCUAAUUACCACCUGGCCACUAUGUAUUAAUUUACGUUUUCCUUUUAAUAAUUAAUUGGCUGUGCAUAUUGUCAUAGCUGAGUGACUACAAGAAGGAAAUGGAGGAGAUGAAGUACAUGACAAAGAAAGAAUAUUUGCUUAGCAUUAGAAGGUGAGAGAUCGAGACUAAUUUUAAUCAAUAAAAGUCAUGCGAUCGAGCGACUUGGAGUACUUUAG